Messenger RNA from Artibeus jamaicensis (Jamaican fruit-eating bat), 13714 nucleotides. RefSeq names its product INO80 complex subunit D (gene INO80D). The transcript is spliced from 11 exons. Lineage: Eukaryota; Metazoa; Chordata; Mammalia; Chiroptera; Phyllostomidae. The record is from RefSeq and is a predicted model, not a curated record. The coding region runs from base 256 to 3339 and encodes 1027 amino acids. Gene Ontology annotation, cellular component: nucleus.
CAGGCCCAGCCCACAUCCCCGAGCUCCCGUAGGGCGGCGGGCUGAGCCGCGCAGGCAGGGCGGGCGGCGAGCGCGCUUACGUGAGACCGGGGAUUCGCCGGCCUGCGCCAGGCCCAGGACACAGGAUGGAGGGACAAUCUGCGUCAUCUUGAUUCUGCAGCAUUCCAAAGUGUGGUAUCCUUGGGGUUCUCUUAACAUUGCUAUGGUGCAGAAGAUUUAAAAUCAGCUGAUGUUCACAAGGAAUAGAGUCACGUGAUGUAUGAAGGGAAACAUAUACACUUCUCUGAGGUUGACAAUAAGCCCUUGUGCUCGUAUAGCCCCAAACUGUGCAAGCAGCGGCGACUCAACGGCUACGCUUUCUGUAUCAGACACGUUCUGGAGGACAAGACUGCCCCCUUCAAGCAAUGUGAAUAUGUGGCCAAGUAUAACAGCCAACGCUGCACCAACCCCAUCCCCAAAUCAGAGGAUCGUAGGUACUGCAACAGCCACUUGCAGGUACUUGGCUUUAUCCCGAAAAAAGAGAGGAAGAAAAAGAAUGAUCCUAUAGAUGAGGUAAAGGUCAGGCACCAGAUGGAUACCAUGGCCUUCAGCCUGACAGUGCCCACAUUGGCCUUGAAGGUGCCCAAUGGACUGGAUGGAAUGUCCCUCUCUCCACCGGGGGCAAGAGUCCCUCUCCACUACCUGGAAACUGAGUUGGAAGACCCGUUUGCUUUCAACGAGGAAGAUGAUGACCUGAAGAAAGGGGCAACUGUGAGAAAGAAGUUGCAGAGCAAGCUGGCCCAGAAUCGGCAGCGCCAGAGAGAGACAGAGAUUUUAAAAGUCCGACAAGAGCACUUUAGUCCCCCUCCUGCACCUUCACAGCAGCAGCCUCCACAGCCGCACUCCCACCUGUCACCUUUGUCCACUUCUGUAAAACCUCCAGCGCCACCGCAGGGUUUAGUCUGCAAGUCACCUCAGCCUCAGAACACCAGCCUACCACUGCAGGGAGUGGCCCCCACCACACACACUAUAGCACAAGCGAGGCAGUUGUCUCACAAGAGGCCUCUGCCCCUCCUGCCAUCAAGUAGGGCUCCUGUUGCGGACCCACCCAGGACUGACCGGGUCCUUAUGAAAGCCACAGCCUUCUCUCCACACUUCUCUUGUAUAAGUCGACUGCAGAGACUGGUGAAACUGUGCACCCAAAAACAUCAGUUGGACACUGAUCUGUUUCCCCACCUAGGGCUGGACUGGUCUGAAGAGAGCGGAGAGGAACCGGAGGACUCAGAGGAGGCCUCGCCAUACCAGGUUGCAUGGUCCAUCCGAGAGACCCUCAGACAUGAAAGACACACGUCAGAUGAUGAUGAUACGGAGAGUAGGAGCUCCAGGGUGACCCAACUUUGCACUUACUUUCAGCAGAAAUAUAAGCACCUCUGCCGCCUGGAGCGGGCAGAAUCUCGACAAAAGAAAUGCCGGCACACAUUUAGGAAAGCCUUGCUGCAGGCGGCCAGCAGAGAGCCAGAGGGCACCGGACAGCUACUCCAGGAACUGCAGAGGGCGGCGUGCAGCCGGACCAGCGUAAGCCGGACCAAGCUGAGGGAGGCGGAGCCCGCGGCCUGCAGCGGGACGGCGAGGGGCGAGCCCUGCGCGAACAGAGCCCUUCCCUUCACCAGGCAUUGCUUCCAGCAUAUCCUCAUGAACCGCUCUCAGCAGCUCUUCUCAAGUUGCACGGCCAAGUUUGCAGAUGGACAGCAGUGCUCUGUGCCUGUUUUUGACAUCACGCACCAGACGCCUCUGUGUGAAGAACAUGCCAAAAAAAUGGAUAAUUUCUUGAGAGGAGAUAGCUCCCGCAAAGUUCAGCACCAGCAGCAGAGGAAACCCAGGAAAAAAACCAAGCCUCCUGCACUUACCAAAAAACACAAGAAGAAGCGAAGGCGCGGACCUCGUCGACCCCAAAAACCCAUUCCCCCUGCAGUACCCCAAGGGAACCUCAGCAUGCCCACCAGCGUCUCACUGCCAGUGGAGGCCUCCCAGAUCCGGAGCCCGUCCACGCCAGAGCUGAGUGCUGAUGAGUUGCCGGAUGACAUUGCCAAUGAGAUCACUGACAUUCCACACGACUUGGAACUGAACCAGGAGGACUUUUCAGAUGUCCUGCCACGGCUACCUGAUGACUUACAGGAUUUUGAUUUUUUUGAAGGAAAGAACGGAGACCUCCUCCCAACGACCGAAGAGGCUGAGGAACUUGAACGAGCCUUGCAGGCUGUAACUUCUCUCGAGUGCCUGAGUACCAUUGGGGUACUUACCCAGUCAGACGGUGUGCCAGUCCAGGAGUUGUCCGAUAGAGGAAUGGGGGUGUUCUCCACAGGUACUGGAGCUUCAGGAAUUCAGUCCCUGAGCCGAGAAGUAAACACGGACCUAGGGGAGCUGUUGAAUGGGCGCAUAGUCCAUGAUAAUUUUUCUAGUCUAGAGCUGGAUGAGAACCUGCUCCGUUCUGCUACCUUGUCUAACCCACCUACACCCCUGGCAGGGCAGAUCCAGGGGCAGUUCUCUGCCCCAGCCAACGUCGGCCUUACUUCUGCCACUCUGAUCAGCCAGAGUGCACUUGGGGAGAGAGCCUUCCCAGGACAGUUUCAUGGACUUCAUGAUGGCAGCCAUGCCUCCCAGAGGCCACAUCCUGCCCAGCUGCUGAGCAAGGCAGAUGACCUAAUCACCUCACGACAGCAAUACAGCAGUGAUCAUUCACACUCCUCGCCCCAUGGAAGCCAUUAUGAUAGUGAGCACGUGCCGUCUCCCUACAGUGACCAUAUCACCUCUCCCCACACGACAUCUUACUCUGGUGAUAAUAUGGCAGCUACCUUUUCAGCAGAGAUGCCCAUCAUGGCACAGCACUUGCUCCCACCCCAACUUGAGGUGCCACUUGGAGGAGUUGUCAACCCCAGAACUCAUUGGGGCAAUCUCCCUGUCAACCUUGGAGAUCCCUCUCCAUUUAGCAACCUUCUCGACGCAGAUGGACAUCUUCUUUCCACUUCCCUAUCCACGCCACCCACCACUUCGAACUCAGAGACCACACAGCCUGCCUUCGCCACCGUGACCCCCAGCAGCUCCAGCGUGCUUCCGGGGUUGCCGCAGACCAGCUUCAGUGGCAUGGGGCCCUCUGCGGAACUAAUGGCCUCCACCUCUCCCAAGCAGCAACUCCCUCAGUUCAGCGCAGCCUUCGGCCACCAGCUGAGUUCUCACAGUGGCAUUCCCAAGGACCUGCAGCCCAGCCACAGUUCUAUAGCCCCUCCUACAGGCUUCACAGUAACAGGUGCCACAGCUACAAGUACCAAUAAUGCAUCCUCUCCCUUUACCUCCCCUAACUGAGUGUGUCUGUGUGUUUGCAGGCAAGUGGGGAACCUGGUGUUUUCUAUCUUUGUUUCCUCUUUAUCGCCCCUUCCCCUUUUCCUAAAGAAGAUUUUAAAAAUAAUGGAUGGGGACCCCAGGGGACCCCCUUCUCCAGUUAAACAAGUUGCCCUGCAGUGGACCUCGCUUCAGUGUUCACAUGUGCUCUGCGCACCGGUGCUCAUUCCCUCCUGGCAGGUUCACUCCCCCACGGUUUCCUCAGUGGCUCAGCACAGUGACUGCAUGGAAUUGACUUUCAGCAGCAAGUCCUAGAAGUGGAAGAUACCUCAGAUUACCAGUGCCCUUUACUAUUUCCUAGUCUUCAGAUCAAUGCUUUCCAUUCUCUUACCAGGUCUUUACAUAGGUGGUUCCAGAUAGAAUGAUCCUAUUCACCAAGUCCUUGUGUGUGAGACGUAGCCGGUGGUGUGUAGAGGCAGGUCAAGGUUCUGACUUAGCACCGACGGCUAAAUACCACGUGAGGCCAGGAUUCCAUUCCUAAUUGUGAUCAUGUUUAAUUAAAAAGAAAAAAUUGGUCUUUUGACUGCCUAUGUGUAUGUGUGCACCCACACGUGUGUUUUGUGCAGGGCAGGAAACAGCUGUCCCAUUGUUUCCUUUUUUUUUUCCGAAUGAGUGAGUAUAUAAGGCGCUUUCUUCUUUCCCACAUCUCACAGCCCUAGGGAGGUUGGUCGUUCUCACCCACUGAGUUAACUAAGUUUCCUGAAUAGAGAGGGUGGUGGUCCGGUCACGGAGUAGCACAACCCUUUUCUGCUGAGUUAGCCAGGAACAUGGAAGAGGUGAAUUCACAACAGUGUUGUGGGGGGUGUCGUGAAAGGCUUGCCUGGAAUGACUGUGGGGUUGCUGAGAUACUGAGGUCUUCUGGUUAUAUUGCCUUUUUAGACAUGCAUUUGUUCUAAGUCCCUCUGUCUUGGAAUACAUUCGCAAGAUGUAAUUAAAGAAAAUAUUUGUGUGAAAAGCAGGAUAGGUCAGAUAGAUUUGGAAGAUGGCAUCUGUGAACUUUUUGAUCCGUCUUUUGCUUUUGAAAUUUUCAUGUUUACAGUAGUGCUUCUUUGGUAAGAUUUGUAAAAUGUUGAAGACACUUGUAGAAUCAGUGUACCAGUUGUGAAGUGAUAUGUACUAUCUGAAGGAUACACAUUUUAAAGUUUUUUCAAAACAGAUUAUGGAAAUGAGACAUAAAUUUUACCCAUCCUUUGGUACUUUUAAAAUAGUUUCAGUGGUUAAGUUUUAAGUUUGGGAAGUUGUCUUAAAGUACCAAGAUUUUAGGCUUAAAAAUCAUAUUGGGUAGCUUAGCAAAUUGGUGACUACCAAACGAGUAUGUGAGUUUUCUUUUUACCUGCCUUCUCCCCUGCCUUCCCCCACCCACUUCCCCCAGAAGGGUGGAACUAGAUUUUAAAGGCAUCUGUCUCCUGAUUUUGCUGAGACGGUUCACUGUCCCCUGAGAUAACCAUUGGGUAUAAAUACCUGAGUCUAGUCUAAUUUACAUAUAUAUUUUAAAAGAUAAGGUAGAGAGAAUGUUCUAUUAAUGAUGUGAUAUAAUGUUUCAUUUGUCAGGGAAUAUUUGAUCUUAAUUCCUUUUCAAUAAGUAAAGAUUUGGAUGUAUUUUCCUACUUCCUAUAUGUAUUCUCUUUAUGCCAUGCUACUUUUAACCAGUCCCUUCUUCUGCAAACUUUUCUUCCUCUGCUUUUUAAAGGAAUGAUGGUGAUCAGCAGGCAGUUAUGGAGGGGAAAGGUCACACAACUGUAAGAAACCAUUAUAUGCCCUAUUUUGUAUUUAUUGAAGUUUCUUUUUGUGGGCCAAAAAUAUGUUUGUAAUAUAUUUAGUUUUUUUUUAAUCAUGAUAAUUGAUUGGGAGAUUUAUUUUUAAUAGCUUUGCCUUUUUUGCAGAUUGAGAAAUUUCUAAAUUAUAAAUUAUGUCACAAAGCAAAAUUAUAUUUGGUAUCACCGUAAAUUUCUAUUCUGAAUGGUGAGAACAGAUCAACUGAACAUUUCUCACCUGUGAAACCUAUGUUAGUAAGCUUUUUUAUUUUAAUGUACUGUAACGAAAUGGUUGAGUAGUUACUUCUGCUCAAAAGUGUCAGUUUGCUAAACUCUUUUCACACCCCAUUAUAAUAAACAGCUCUCCGUUCCCAGCAGUGCGAUUUUGUCUCCAUCGUGUACGCGUUCGAGAUUGCAGCAGAGCAGCGCAUUGACUCUUACCAGCCUUUCUUUGACAGCAAAGGGAAAGUCACGGUGGUCAUUUUCAGCUUCUCUGGCUAUCUGUCCCUUGCGGGAGCUGCUUAAAAUUCUUCAGUUAUCAAAACUGAGUUUGCAGUGAGUUGCACAUUUUAUUGUUUGCAAUUUUCUGUUUAUGUGCAUUUAAAAGCCCUUUUCUGCUUUCUGGUAAGGAGGCAAGAAGUGAUCAGGAAUGUUGCCAGUUACAGCUUCACACCAAAAACUUUGAGUAAAUUCAUUUUUGUGUAGAUGCCCCUGAUAAUAGCUGAAGAAAGGGCAUCCCGUAGACAGUGCCAGUGUAGGCUUGAGGAAUUAGUUAAACAAAAUUUCCCCUUCUCAUUUCAUCUACUUCCAAACAAAUAUCCGAGCUCGCGAUUUGUUUUGCGCUUGCUGUUUCUUGAGUCCCUUUUCAGGAGAGAGAACCCCUGUGAACCCAGAGAUACAGACACAUUAUGUUUUUCUCGUAGCUAAGGGAGCAAUUCUGGUCUGUUAGUACUAGGUUCGCUAUUAAUAUGUAGAGAAAGGAAUGAAGUGUCUUUUACCCCAGAAAUAUGAAAAUUAGUGUCUUUCGAAAUAGCACUUAUGCUAUAAUAAGGCAAUACUGGAAUCAAAAACAUUUUCUAUAAGGUCCUAAUUAAGUGGAAGCUAGCUUUUAUUCUUGUGUUAAACUCAUGAGAAGUAGUGGCAAAGAAGGUUCAUUCUAUCUGCCGUUCUUUGGGACCAUUUAUAAAGGCCAGUUAGAUUGUAAUGUGAUUUAAUUGACUGAGUUGCUGCAGUUAAUGGAUAUACUCUGUUCUGAACAUCGGAAUUCCAUUCUGACCUAUGAUACUCAUUGGCUGUGAUCUAUAGCAUCCGAAGAAAAGAUGUGUUUUCCUCUUUUUUACUCUCUACCUAAUUGUUAAAUAUUAUUUUAAUUAAAGUACUUAAGAUGUUGUUUUUUCCUCUGUUAAAAAUGGCUUAGCAAUUUGCACAUCUGGUUAGGUUUCGUAGCUAGUAAACAAUUCACAAAAGUUAAUAGCAAUUACACUUUACUCACCAAGUAACAGACUAUGCAAUGAAAAGAUUUUCUAAUUAUCGUCACAUAGCUUAUACGGUGGAGGAUUGUUUUCUCUAGUGAGCUACCGUGUGAGGUGUGACUGCUUUACAAACUCCUCCUGAGCAGUCCCAUGUUGGUAGGCAGCGUGGCGUGUCUGGUGUCCCUCCACCAAGAGAUAAGUUAGUGAGAAGCAGAGAGUAGGUGUGGAGAUAAAGUUGGAAAUAUUUUUUUCUUAAAGCUGUAGUUAAUGUCUUGAGUGGCUUCAGGCUAAAGAAAGCUAAUACUUUAUCUUUGCCAAAUAAUUAUUUAUGAGACUUAUUUCUUAAAUAGACCCAGUCCCUCAGCCGCAAGUUAGGAAGCAUCAUUUUCUGUGACUGACACUAAAGCUUUUCUUUACCGUUCUCAACACGUGAUCCCAGCCGAGAGGAGCAAAGACAGUUCUUUGGUUUGGAAAGCGAUGGUGUCUGUGCUACACCCUAUCAACACAGCAUUCUUCUUGCCGGACAGAACUUCAGUUUUUAUUUGUGGGCACUGGCGUUUGCAUGUACGCAGGGAAGUCCCAGGCUGGCAGCUCACGGACACCGGCCAGCAGCCCCCCUGCGGGUUUGGGUCGUGGGGGUGCCGGGUGGUUGGUAGGUGGGAGGCAGCUGCCCUUUCUCCAAGUUAGUUCAAAAGGUUGUUUGUUGUGGAUUGAUAUUGUAAAAAGAUGAGGCUAUUAAUAACACUAAUUAUUUAAUAGGUUUAAAAGUCGUUAAAAAAUUUUUUAGGUGUUUCCAUUUUCUUCAUUCUUUUUCUCUUUUGCCUUCUUUUAACAUUCAAUUAAAUUCUGUUUUUAAUCUGGUAUAUAUAUAAUAAUCUAAUAUUAAUUUCUUCUAAAUGGUCAACAGACCUCUCUAUUUUAUUGAGGCAAUUUAAAGUAUUCUUAGAAAGAAAAUAGUAGUCUUACCAAACAGUCUUCAUUUGUAUCUCUUUCAUCACCAAGAUUUACAUCACUUGAAGAACUUGUUUUCUGACAAAUGUAUUUCUAGGGGGUAGGGGUGAGGGGUGGGAAUAUAUGUACAUGAUAGAACAUAGGUCUUUUUCCCUCUCUCAAAUCAUUGAAAAUAAUUGAAUCUUCACUGGCAUUCUACAGAGAAGUAAAACAAUGUAAUGACUUCUUACUAUCUUGAAUUUUAUAAGAUUUCCAGUAUAUUCUGGAGAGAUCCAAAAUCCAUGUUUAGUAGAUGAAAGUAAGAUUUUAAAUGCUGUCUUUGAAAAGAUUUGUAAUAAAAUACCAGUAAAGAACAUACUCAUUUCCCCCUAACCAGUGAGUUAGGAAAGAAAACAAAACAUAAAUGAAUAGUAACGUCUCGUUAAUGCAAAAAUUGUGGGUGAAAUUUAGAGAGCCUUAUUUCCAAAUAACAGAAAUUCUCUUUUUACUCCAGCCCUUACUGUUUGUUAGUUUUCCUCUCUCUGCACUGUGACACAGAGCUAGUAAAAGGAAAUAUGGCCACAGAGAGAGCACAUAUUUAGUAUGGCUUUCUUUUACCUUUAGGUCCUGGAUCUUGGGAACGUUUGGUUCCUUUCACUGGCAGAAUUUUUGGUGAUGUGAAGUUUAGUCUGCAAAACAAUCUAAUAAGAAAACCUGUCUAACUCUUUCUAGUGAGCUCUGCAGGGCAGUCGGCUUUCCUUCCCUUUGCUUCCCUCUGCCUGCUUGCACGCCCAGCACAGCCCAGCCACCCCCCCCCCCCAAGUGUGCCCGCACACAAGACCCACGCACGGUCUGUACAGAUCCUGGCCUGAGUAACAGAAUCCUCUCUCACUCGGUUUUUGUUUUAAUUGUUGUUUUAAGCUGGGGACCACUGAAGUAAGCUUUGUAUGCACCCAAAGUUCCCCUUGGAAAAAUUUUCAACCUGCAGUGCAGAAGGCUCCAGUCCAGCUAAAAGCCACAGCGUUGCUUUUGCUUGGGGAUUGGACUGAUGUGCCCUGAGUGGCUCCACCUGCCUCACUAAGGUCCAGUGGGCUCCAGCAGAUUAGGGGGGGCGAUGUCUUCAUCCGCUUGGAAGGGCUGAAUCAGUUCCUCUCAACAGUGAUAGUUCUUUUCACUGUACAGUGUUGAGUAUGUCUCAGGGAUUCCUUGUGGAAAUUAGGGCAGAUUUUAAAAUAAAAAAAUAGUUUUCAAGAAACUAAAGGUGACUCAUCAUCGAAGAGAGCGCAAGAAAGAGAAAACACUUGGUUUCAUAGCCCACAGUGUCUUGCAUAGGCCUUUUUCCCUUUCUCCUUCCGCCUCUCGUCUCAGCUUCGGCAUUCAGAAUCCUUUCCCAUCAUGCACAGCUUUAAAACUUUUAUUUAAAAAUCUCCUUCCCCAAUGAGCUUUCAGAAAACUUAUUGUAGAUUUUAAGAGAAAAGGUAUAUUAAUUUAUGCUAUUAACAUCACCUCAUAAAUUAUAAGUUUUAUACUAAAGCUGUAUUGAGUGUAAUGAGUUACGUUGCCUAUGUGUUUAAUAGCUAAAAAAUUAUAUAUGAGCUUUUUUUUUUUUUUGACAAAACAAACUAGUGAAGCACCUUUUUACACUGGAUCUCUGCCGUGUCAAGGUGUAUAGCUAUCCUUUGCUACCUUGCAGAUAUAAAAUAAAAGGAUAUCCUGGGGCCUCCAAAUGUAGAACACCUUUAGACCAUUUAUUACUGCUCAUAGAACUGUUGAGAAUCAUGUUUCUUUAGUAAAUGAUCUGUGGUUUACACUUAAGAUGGCUAGACGCUUAGUUACAGGGUAAAUAGAAAUACAUAGAUCAAGUACAAUUCCCAACUACUGUAGCCAGAAUUUGUAAACUAAGUUUUUCAGACCUCUUUUAUUUCCUAUGGAUUCAUUCGUUAAUUUACAGUUGAUUCUGUAAGUUGGGGAGUAAAAUAGAGAAAUAAUAAGUCUAGAUGUUCUCAGUGUCUUAUUCAGGAAUCUUUUUAUCCCUCCUCACUAAGGAAUUCCCACUGUGACUUAAAAAUAGAAUUAAAUUUCUUGUGUGCAUGUAUAUGUUUGUGCUUUUACACACAUGCAAAAAUAUACAUUGGGUGCACGUGUGUGAGAGAUGAAUGUGUGCUUCAGUAAAACUAGAGAAAAGUAACAAUGUAUUGGAGAAAUACGACUGACUUCGUGGAGGGUAUUGGAAUUACCCUCGCAGUGUCUCUGUUGUAUAGACACACCAAAUUCUUCAUGUUUUCUUAUGUGAAAAGGCUAGCUCUGAUAUCAUGUGCAUUUUAUUCUGCCAUUUUGAUUAACUUAUAUUGCUCUGUGUUUUUAAAAUGACAUAAGAAACAGCAGGCUCUGAGACCAGCCUCCCACUUUUGAGCAUAAAAAUAAGACAGAACUGUGUUUAUCUGUUGGGGAGAUGGGACCAGAAAUCAGUGAAACCUUUUUUUUUUUACAUCCAUAGAUUUCUUCAUAUUCCGAGUUAGAAAAUACUGUUGAUUAUCUUUUCUUGGUGAAGUUAAGAAAAUUAUAGGCCUUUCGUAAAGAAUGCCAAUUUGUUUCGAAGGGGCUGCUUUGUUUCAGGAGUUGGUGGGAUCAUUUCAUCAUGCAUAUCUCAAAACAGGAAUUCAGUUAUUUCCAAAGAUGGACAAAAGUUACUCAGUUGUGCUAUUAUUUAUGAAGUUAGCACUCCCUCCUCCCCCCACAUUUUGGCUAUAGGAAAAAAUACGCUACCCUGGACUUGAUUCGUAUGGAAUUAAACAUUGCUGUAUUUUGAGGUUUGCCAUUUUGCUGUACAUUCAUUACUGGAGUAUCUGGUGGUCUAAAAUAAUUAAAACUGAAGUUGUUAUUAAAUGCUCCAGUCAUGUUUAUUUUUAAUACAAAAAAAAUCAUGUCCUUUGAACUAUGUCAAAACAACUUCUAAUAAUACACCUGAGUUUGUAGUUACCUUUGAAGCCUCAUCCAUCUUAUAUAUAGUCAAGACCUAGGAAAGCUUUAUGUUUUUUUUACAGUUGUAUUUUUUGCAGUAUCUCCCAAUUCCAUUCACUCUUGUUUUAUGGAUUUUUAAAAAUCUGCAUAUUUCUUGUAUAUAUGCAUGCAAAUGAAAGAAGGGAGUUUGUAUUGGUGCCAUUUCUCCCUUCAGUUACUGAUCAAUGGGAUUUGUGGAAUAAAUUCCCCCUAAUUGAAGGGUGAAAUUUGACCCUUUGUGUAUAUCUGUAUAGAGAUGUGUAUAUGGGACGUGGUGGCACUUUGCUGAAUGUGAACUUGCCUUGUCAAUGGAAAGGUUGAGAAGUAUUAUGUUUAUUUAUACAUUUGUAUAAAUCUAUAUAUACACGUAUGUAUAUGUGUGUGUAUAGAUAAAGCUAUAUACAUAUAUUUCCCUAAAAAUGUGUGUGUAUAAUAGAGAAACAGCCUUUGUUAAGCAAGAUUAUACAUCUGUGGAAAACUCUGGAUGAUUCUGUAACCAGUAGGAGGUGACCGUCAAGAGCCCGUCUUCAUGGCGCACUAAGAGGGAGGAAAUCCUUUGGAUCAUAGUCUUGUUCAUGGUGAUUGUCACUGAGUUUCUGUUAGAACUAUUCUCACUUGUCAGUUCUACUGUUCUUCAUCCUCACCACCUUCAAGGUCAGUCUCAACAUUUAAAACAUCAUUGUGGUUUUUCUCCUUUGUUGUGUUCAUUCUAGCCAGAAGCAUCUGUGUUAAGUGUGUUUCAUUAAUUUCUCGGUUGUUUCUUUUAAAGAUCUUUAUUUCUGAAAUGUCCCAGGAAAUAUAAAUUUUGAUAAUAUUUUCUAUAGUAAUUUUGAGAAUCAGGCAUUCAUCUCUAUCUCAAAAACAACCAACCAAAAGUCAACAUUUAAACAGAACUCAUUUGAAGAUUUUUACCUAGAUAAUUUUGAGCCAUUUUACUUAAAUUGAAAAGGUUUGAUUUUAUGAUUGAUACUAUUAUUAGGUUUAUUUCUCUUUGUCAUUUAAAAAUUUAUCUUUGAUUUAAUCACAAAUUGACCAUUUUGUUUUAAUGGAAAGCAUACAAAGUGACAUGUAAGCCUCUUGAAUUUUAUAACUCAUUUUACUCAUGAAACUGCUUUAGUGAAUUCUUGAGCAAGGAAUUCCACUGUGUUUCCUUUUGACUUGUCUCACGUUUGUGACAUUGUUUUCACUUUGCUGCAGCUCUCUAGAAAACUUUGAUCCCUAUCUAUUGUGCCUUUAAAGCUCUUAUGCAUACACAGACAAAAGUGUAUUUAUACAUGUUGGAGCAUGUGUACAUAUACUUUCCUGUAUACUCACACAGUAUGUCUUUAGUAUGUAUUGUGGGAGUGGAUACAUAAAUAUUCCAAGGCAAUGAAAUGUUGCUCUCUAGAUAUAUAUGUAUAUAAAUGGUGUUGAUAUACUGUACAUACACAUGUAUAUGUAUGAGUUUUAAAUGGCAAUCUUUUACAUUUAGCAAAAUGCUGCCCCUACUGGAAUAUUAUUACUGCAAUGGCAGUUGUAUGUAAUGAUUUAAAAUACAUUAUCAAAAAUUAUUUAAAGAACAUUUAAAAGUCUCAUCUAAAGACAUCCACACGUUAUUUAUUUAUCUUCCUUUUCCUUUUAUUGUUGUUUUUUUUUUUUUUUUCAUUGAAAUGGAGGCUGUCGUUUUUAAGAUGCCAUCUUCCCCACGGGAGGAGAGAGCGGGAGACUCCCCUGAGGAGCCCUGUGCGUCGUCCCUCUUCCUGAACUAGCGGUGCCCCACAAACCAGCCUGUUUAUUUCAGGUAUAAAGCAGCCCUAAUAUUUCCAUUAGUGUCUGUCAUCCACCGUCUCCUAGAUCAGCCGAACUCACCGGUUUGCCUCUCCUUUCAUUAGUAAAUAAUGAUCGUCCAGAUCAUUUUGCCUGGGGGAAGUUAACUACUCUCUUGCUGCAGGGAAUAUAUCACCUAAUUAUCAUUCUGCCUUUUUCAAAAUUCAACUUUAAGAGAAGGCAGCACACUCAUGAAGCUGCCUUAAACAUGUUUUGCAUUUAUUUAAUUACAGGUCUUCCCAGACAUUUUUUAAAAAAGGAACUCCACGUGUGCAUGCACGUGACAUAGAUUAAAUUCUUAUUCCCCACAGCUUCAAGUAUUUUUCAUUAUAUGUCAAUUUGACACACACAUACCAAAUGAGAGAAUGGUAAGAACUGUUAAACGUUUUAUUUUGUGAUGAGUUGGCAGCAGAUUGUGUUGUAAGAUGUUACAGAGAAGAGUGUGUAGAUGGACAAUCCCAAAAUGUGAGAUGUUAACAAAAUACUGGCAUCAGAGUACCCCUGAAGACUAAAGUAGAGGUCGGUGUGAGUGAUUUCGGAGUGGCUUAGCUGGAACUUGAUAUCAGAAGCAGCCUUUAACAGAAAGCCUCUUGGCAAUUGUAUGGUACUAACUAGAGUACUGAAGUGUGAGUUGAAACCAAGUUGCAGUGGGAAAUCAAAGGUGAGGUAGCUUAUUUGAAACCAGUAAAUGACAGGUUGCACAGUUUGAAAUCUCAACAAAGUUAACUGCAUGGUAGCAAGGACUAGCAGUUCUCAAAGCCCAUCUUUUUCAGUGUUCUCAUUUACCUUGGCACACAAGUAUGUUUAACAGUCCAUACAUUACAGAUAUUUACAAACAAAAGUUGCUUAAAGGGAACUUACAAACUGAGAAUCUUCUCUUUAUGUGUGAUGAUAGCGGCUGGAAGCUUAGUUUUGUGCACAAAAGCUAGGAGCCACUCGCUCUGCACAGCCUGCAGGAGUGCGAUGAGAUGGGCGGGUCUCGGGAGGAGCCGCCCAGUCCUGAAGGAAAGGCGUGUGUGUCUGUGGCAUUGGGUGUAGUGUUGCUGGGGGAACCACAUCUCGGAAGGUGAUGGGCUUUUGGUUUGUAAUUUCCCUUUAAACAGGAAGAGAUGGCUCACAUUUUCCAUAUAUAUAUCUCAAUGAAUGUACUGUAUUACUGUUUUAAAAAUUUGAUGAAAUAAUAAUGGAUUGGUCUCCUUUUGUUAUCUGGUCCUUGUUUAAUUUGUUUAAGGGUUUUUGUAUACAAAAGUUUACAUUUUUAUGUAUAUUUUUCUUGUGUAAAAACCGAUGUAAUAUGUGUAUAAAACACUGUAUGUAUUAUCUGUAUAUAGUGUGACAAAAUGAUUUUUCUUUCUUUCUUUUGGAUGUAUUAAUAAA